CUGGGUGAUGCUGUCGGAGGACGGCGCGGGCUUCACGCCACUGCCCGGAGAGAAGACGCUAUACACGAGUCCGCCACGUACGGCACUGAGCUUGCAGAGCUUGAAUAAGAACGGGGCAGAGACGUAUUCGGUGAAUAGUGGUGGGGGCGUUGUGUUCUUGUCGAAUCGACGGCUAAUAUACCUCCCAUCCACCCCCUCUUCCUCCCUCCAAUCCUUCGCCUCCCCCAUCCUCAACCUCCACGACACCCACGUCACAGCCCCGUGGUUCGGUCCCAACGUCUGGUCCGCCCUCGUCCAGCCCGUCCCCAACGGCGGAAUACCUCCCUCGCACGCAGCCCUCGAGCUCAAGCUCACCUUCAAAGAAGGCGGAGCCUUCGACUUCCACACGGCCUACGAACGGCUAAAAGAACGGCUGGCACAAGCAGUGGAGAGUGCGCGGGAGGAAGCUCCUUCUACAGGACCAGAGGGGGUCGACUGGAACCGCGUUCAUCUGGAAGACUUGCCGGCAUAUGAAGCGCCAAGUACGGCGUCUGUAUCAGCGACGGAGAGCGUGCCGAGUUCGCCGAUGAGUCCUGGCCAGAGGAGUGGGAGCGUGGGUUUCGGGCUUGAGGCACAGGCGAGAAGGCCGAGUGUGCAGAGUCCGAGGGAGGAGACGUUCCCAACGCCUGUGGAGCCGCCGCCAGGGUAUGAGGAGGUGCAGAGGGGAAGUAUUGUUGAGGAGCUGGAAAGGAGGAUUAGGAGUGGGGAGACGGAGGAGAGGUAACAGGAAGGAAGGCUAUCUUGUGCUGGUGGAUAGGGAUUGGCGUAUGAAGGAAUGGGAUGUUAUCGGAUGGGAUGGAUGAUCCGGGUAGGGCAGCAUGGCGUUGGAUUGGACUUUCGAAGAUGGACGUCUACUUCUAGAGCUAGAGGUGUGUUGUCACCAUGGCAAAGACUGAGGGGUGGGAAUCUGCUUCUUGCCGUUCAAGAUCAAGAUGUUCCUUCGUCAAAAUAGGGUGUCUAUCCCGUGCCUAGGUACUUUGGGCGUUCGUACGAGAUGCUUCUGAAGACGCGGAGUAUUGUCCCAAAAGCUUCACGACCUCGGUGUUGUAAAUCGGCUCGCCAGCUCUCCCCACAACUCCAACCCCGGUGUCCACCUGACUUUGAUUACUUUCGCCGCACGGUGGCCGUUUCGCUUUUUGAGGUCCUGUGACGUGCAUUGACAUGUGAAGACGGGCGAGGUACGGGAGACUGCGUGACUCAAUAAAUCCACC
This is a messenger RNA of Mytilinidion resinicola, 1250 nucleotides long. RefSeq names its product ubiquinol-cytochrome c reductase complex 17 kd protein. The transcript has 2 exons. NCBI's taxonomy places the organism in Eukaryota, Fungi, Ascomycota, Dothideomycetes, Mytilinidiales, Mytilinidiaceae. The record is from RefSeq and is a predicted model, not a curated record. Gene Ontology annotation, molecular function: transcription coactivator activity; chromatin DNA binding. Gene Ontology annotation, biological process: positive regulation of DNA-templated transcription. Gene Ontology annotation, cellular component: nucleus. Bases 8 to 763 code for a protein of 251 amino acids.